GUCCUUUGUUUGGUUUUGGUUCGUUCGUACUCCUUGAACCAUCGUCUCACCCAAUUCUCCCUCUUUCUCACUUUUUCUACGUAUCUACCUCAUUCUCCCUUGUUUAUGUAUAACCAGGAGCUAUCUUCUAUUAGUCUCUUAUUAUCCAAGAGCGCACUGAGACAGUCGCAUUCCUGGUUGCAACUUUACCUGUCCAUUCCGGGCAACCAAACAGCGCCCCCCCCCGGCUGCCUUCAUUUUGCCAGUUCCUCCCCAAUUUUGCGCCCUGGCCACUGACUGACACCGCCCCGAGUCCCGAAGUGCCGAAUCGCAAUGAAUGCCACCAAGCGAAAGUUUAACUCCCUCAUCCAAGGGAUCGGCAGUAGAUCAACCACCCCAUCUGCUUCCCGUCCCGACGACUCUCCCUCCAUCAGUGCCCUCGACUCCCAUCGACGUUCGACCUCGUCCCUUGUCCCCAAUAACUCUCCCGCCGCCUCCAAAAUGUCAGUCGACGAUGAUAUCCUCGCAAAGCGCCGCCGUCUGCAGGCCUUAACGGAGAAGAACGCCGCCGCCACCAACACUAUUAAAUCCGUUGGCGGCACUGGUACCACGAAAGUCUCCAACGUCGUCCCGAAGAAGUGGUCACCCAGCACGACGAGCCUAAGGGACACCACAAAACUGGCCCCGAAGUACGCCCCGACCGAUCGUAACGAGCUGCUGAGGAGACUGGCUACAUUUCAGGAGAUCACCGAUUGGACCCCCAAACCCGACAAAGUUAGCGAGAUCGAGUGGGCCAAGCGCGGCUGGGUCUGUCAGGGAAAAGAACGCGUCCGGUGCUCGCUCUGCAACAAGGAACUAAUCGUCAAGCUAAAUAAGAAGGAGGUGGACGGUAAAGAUGUCCCUGUGCUGGUGGCAUCCGAUGCUGAGGAGGCUCUGAAGGAGAAGUACGCCGACUUGAUUGUGAGCGCUCAUCAAGAAGACUGCCUAUGGAGGAGGCGCGGGUGCGACGAUUCGUUGCUGCGCUUAUCUUUGACCAACGCCCGCGCCAGCCUAGAGGCACUACGGGAACGAUACGAUGCUUUGUGCGCGAGAAACCCAUUUCUGCCGUACGAGUUCAACCUUCGGCUUCCCGACGACUUCAGCAUCGACACCAUUCUUGUCCAACUGCCCGGGGACUUCUUCACCAACCCACCCCCCAGACCAGAGACGACCCCAACGGAACAGCCCAACAGAGUAGCUCUGACAUUAGCCAUGAUGGGCUGGGAAGGUCUCUCGAAUCCGCGCAUCGGCGCCGUGCCCAACUCGGCCUCUUGUCAUACCUGUCUGCGAAGGCUCGGCUUGUGGAUGUUCAAAAGCAAGGAAGUCGGCCCGGGUAACGAGGUAUUGGUACCAGCGCCAAUGGACCACCUCGACCCCGUGAAGGAACAUCGGCUCUUCUGUCCCUGGAAGAACCCCGAAGCGCAGCGAUGGAGCCACACGAAGCCAACGUCGGAGGGGGACCUUCCGGCAUGGAAGGUAUUGGCCCAGGUAAUCAAGAACGACGCCUACCUUCGUGGCGCGUUGGAUAACCGACCCAAGAGUCGGGCGCGACCGGGGACAAGCAAAGGGGCGCCCAACGGGGAUAUCCAACCGUCGACACCAAGACGGCCAAGCACACCGACAACACCUGGCGGGAGGGGAGUUGCGUCGCUAGAUGGGUCGUCUGUCAGCUUUGCGGAAAGGGACGAGGAAGAGAAUGAGAAAAUCCGGGAUGCGAAGGACAAGGAGAGGUGGGCUCGUCUACGGAGAGUGAAGAGUCUCUUCGAAACAAAAGGUGGGAAGAGGUUACGCAGAACCCUUAGCCGGCCGGGCACGGGGCAUUCCAACCGAUCAGGACUAUCAGAGAGCGAAGCAGCGAAGGAGCCAUAAGCACGGAUAUGUAGAUUGCAUUGGUUGGGUAAUUCGACAUCUCGGACAGCAACUCGAUUCGAUGUAUGUAUGGGACAACCCGUCAAGGGAGCGGGCCGCUGCCCACUACAAAUCACAACCAAUCUCUAGACAGCGAAUUUUGAGGGAUACCCAAAUGCCGA
Messenger RNA from Sodiomyces alkalinus F11, 2048 nucleotides. Its product is annotated as C3HC zinc finger domain-containing protein. Gene Ontology annotation, molecular function: zinc ion binding. The record is from RefSeq and is a predicted model, not a curated record. The transcript has 3 exons. Gene Ontology annotation, cellular component: nucleus. Lineage: Eukaryota; Fungi; Ascomycota; Sordariomycetes; Glomerellales; Plectosphaerellaceae. Bases 313 to 1887 code for a protein of 524 amino acids.